CCAGUUCACACGCGGACGACGAUCAAAUAUGGCUUCCUUAACCUACCGCCAUAUCGGGCGGUUAUUGCAUCGUCUACAUUUCUGUAGAAGUUACAGUUCACAUUUUUCUCGGCAGUUUGCUCCUAGUGGGAUUCGAUGCAGUGCAAGCACCUUACAAAAUGCAGCUACAAAAAUUCAAGCAGCAGGAACCCUGCGAGGCAGCCAACGGGUGUUACUUGGCUGGAAGGAUGAGAAGUGCUUUCAUUCAUCAUCAAGAUUUUGCUCUGAAGACUACAUAAUAGUGAAUACCCCACCAUUUGCAGAGUCAGUAACAGAGGGGGACGUCAGAUGGGACAAGGCUCAAGGAGAUGCUGUGGCUGAAGAUGAAGUUGUUGGAGAAAUUGAAACUGACAAGACUAGCAUUCCAGUCACUGCUCCUUCAGCUGGAAUAAUUGAGGAGUUUUUUGUCAAUGAUGGUGAUAAAGUGGAGAAAGGUCAACAGCUGUUCAAACUUGUUCUAACAGGAAAGGGCCCCCCUCCAAAGGAGGCCCCAGCAGCAAGUACACCACCAACAAGUACACCACCAACAAGUACACCAUCGCCCCCUGAACCUUCAGCACCCGCUAAGGAGACUCCUUCUGAAAUUCCAACGACUCCUCCUCCAGUUCCUGAAGUACCUACUCAGCCAAUAGCAGAAAUCAAACCUGGGCCACCCACCCCUGUCCAACAGCCAUCAGUUGCCAUGCCAACAGACAGUCCAUCUAAGGGAGCUCGCUCUGAGCACAGGGCGAAGAUGACCAGAAUGCGUCAGAGGAUUGCUCAAAGGCUCAAGGAUUCUCAGAAUACUUAUGCAAUGUUGACGACAUUUAAUGAAGUUGAUAUGAGUAACAUCUCUGAGAUGAGAAAAAAGCACAAAGACACCUUUUUUAAGAAGCAUGGUGUCAAAUUAGGCUUCAUGUCAGCCUUCAUCAAGGCGUCUGCUCAUGCUUUGCAGAGUGAGCCAACAGUAAAUGCUGUAAUUGAAAACAAUGAGAUUUUAUACAGAGAUUAUGUCGACAUCAGCGUGGCAGUAGCAACGCCUAAGGGCCUUGUUGUGCCGGUGAUUAGGAAUGUGGAAGAAAUGAACUACGCUGACAUCGAAAAAGCUAUCAAUGCUAUGGGAGAGAAGGCAAGAACAAACGAGCUAGCAAUCGAGGAUAUGGAUGGUGGAACUUUCACCAUCUCCAAUGGAGGAGUGUUCGGUUCCAUGAUGGGCACGCCUAUCAUUAACCCGCCCCAGUCCUCCAUCUUGGGAAUGCACGCCAUAAUUGACAGACCGGUAGCUGUCAAUGGAAAGGUGGAGAUUCGUCCCAUGAUGUACUUAGCUCUAACGUACGACCAUCGUUUAAUUGACGGCAGGGAAGCAGUGACGUUCCUUAGGAAAAUCAAGGCAUCUGUAGAAGAUCCCCAUACGUUACUCUUGGAUUUGUAACUUUCCAGGCUAUCAAAGCUUCAAAAUUAUAGUCGACCGUUUUCAAUUUUAAGUCACGGGAAAGGUUUGCUGACCCAUCAGUCGCAGGCGGAGAAUUCUGAUUAAACGUCAUCCUUAUGUCAGCCACUCGAGGUGGCGGAACACCAAGGUUUCAGAAUUUAUUUUUAAUUGAUUCUUUCAUUGUUGCUAGCGCUUUUCCCUCAUUCGAAAUUGCUUCACACAAAUUGAGCAUCAACGUUCUUGGGAAAUGAUUUAAAGUUUUGCUCGUUGACCGACGAAAAAUAUAUCCUUAACAAAGUCUGAGAAAUGA
This is a messenger RNA of Orbicella faveolata, 1760 nucleotides long. RefSeq names its product dihydrolipoyllysine-residue succinyltransferase component of 2-oxoglutarate dehydrogenase complex, mitochondrial-like. Gene Ontology annotation, molecular function: dihydrolipoyllysine-residue succinyltransferase activity. Gene Ontology annotation, cellular component: oxoglutarate dehydrogenase complex; mitochondrion. Gene Ontology annotation, biological process: tricarboxylic acid cycle. NCBI's taxonomy places the organism in Eukaryota, Metazoa, Cnidaria, Anthozoa, Scleractinia, Merulinidae. The record is from RefSeq and is a predicted model, not a curated record.